Dermatophagoides farinae (American house dust mite) is the source of this 1399-nucleotide messenger RNA. The record is from RefSeq and is a predicted model, not a curated record. Lineage: Eukaryota; Metazoa; Arthropoda; Arachnida; Sarcoptiformes; Pyroglyphidae.
AAGAAUGAAAUUGAAUUUAAACCGAUAAAAUUUUCAUUCUUGAUUUGUUUCACUUGUGUAUUUUCCAACUUUUUUCAAUGAUGAAUCGUUCAAUUCUGUUAACUUUUGCAAUCAUAGCAUUGAUCUUUCAACCAUCAAUACAACAGAAUGGUAACCAGAAUGAUAAUCAACAAGGCAAUAAUUUAUUGAUGCAAUUGUUGAAUCGUAAUAUACAAUCGACGAAACAGGAAGUAAAUCGAAUGCAAAAUCAAUUACGAAACAACAACAACAAUAAUAAUAAUAAUGGUGGAACAUCGAAUGCAUCAAAUCGUUUACAAAAAAUACAAAAAGAUUUAGAUAUGGUGAGGAAUCUUGGACAAAACCUAGAACAUCAAGAUGGUAUUGAUCAAAAUAUAAUGGCAAUGUUGAAUGGUAUUGUUGAUCAAAUACGUUAUAAAGCACAACGAAUUGCGAUGGAAUCUGGACAAUUGAACCAACAAAAUUAUAAUAAUAACAAUAAUGGAAUGAACGGCGGCAACAACGGUUUACAACAACGGUAAUAAUGGUGGAAAUUCCAAUCAAAAUAUGCCAACAACGAUGAAUCCAAAUAAUAUCGAUAUGGAUGAUAUUAGUACUGAUGGUCUGACUCCAAAUAACGGCAACAGCGGUAACAACAACGGUAAUAACGGUGGAAAUUCCAAUCAAAAUAUGCCAACAACGAUGAAUCCAAAUAAUAUCGAUAUGGAUGAUAUUAGUACUGAUGGUCUGACUCCAAAUAACAAUAACAAUCAAAACAUGAAUAAUCAACGAAGAAAACGUUCGAAUAUACCAAAUACACAAAAUGAUCCACAAUUGGAUCAGAAUGGCAAUAUUUUUAAUUCAGACAAACAAUCCAAUGAUAAUCCAUUACAAAAUCGCCGUCGUCGUCGAUCUAGUGAUUAUGGUAAUUUACCAAAUAUCAACAAUAUUGACAAUUUGGAUGAAAAUGGUAACAUUUUGGAUACGGACAAUUUACCCACUAAUAAUCGACGAAAAAAACGUUCCACUGAUCCGAAAUUAUCUAGUGAUAAUUUACCAAAUAUCAAAGAUGUUGUCAAUUUGGAUGAAAAUGGUAUCAUUUUGGAUGCUGACAAAUUUCCCACUAGUAAUCUGUUUGGAUCAAAAAAUCGUAAAAAACGUGGUGCACUACAAGAUCUUGUGAAUAGUAUGCCAUCAUUAUCAAAAUUAACUCAGAAUGGUAAUCUUUUAGAUCCAGAUACAUUACCAAAUCUUAAUGGAUUACCUAGCUUGGAUACAUUGUUACCUAAUCUAGGUGGUAAUCGUCGUCGUCGUUAAUCUGUCAUUAAAAAAAAUCUUUGCCAUUAGAUGGCAACAUGAGUUUCAGUCAUAAAAAAUAAUUUGAUUUCAUUAUUAUUACUGA